This is a messenger RNA of Ilex paraguariensis (yerba mate), 1170 nucleotides long. The record is from the annotation of a GenBank genome assembly. NCBI's taxonomy places the organism in Eukaryota, Viridiplantae, Streptophyta, Magnoliopsida, Aquifoliales, Aquifoliaceae.
AUAAAUUUGAGUUACAGAUUUUGGUUAAAUAGCGUUGCACAAAGAAAAAAGUAGUGAUUUUUAAGUGUCGACGUGGCAACACCUUAUUGAGCACAUUUCCACAACUCCUUCUGAGGUUCAACGUAGAAAAUCAGAAUUUCCAAACCCGACAGUCUUUAACCUAAACCGACACAUCACGAGACGAGGAAUGGUUGUUGCGGGGUUGUAAUCAAACUGGUCAAAAGUAUUCCACGGCUACAAUGCUGUCACCAAGCGCCGCCACCGCUACCACUACGAUCUACACAACCAUUCCAAUCUCCGGCACUGACGUCAUUUCCCGAUCAUUCCAAAACGUAUCUACCUUCCUCUCACGUAGCCGUCCUUGGCCGGAAUUUUUCCCCGCCGUCGGCAACUUCGACCACCCUGGCUCACUCUCCGGGGCCGGACUCCGACUCAAACUCAACUCCAAGUACUUCAUCGUGAACUAUGCUAUCAUAAUCUUCACCUGCGCUACCUUCUCUCUCAUCGGCGUGCCGAUCGCGCUGAUCGUAUAUGGUUUGAUCUUCUUGCUGUGGCUAGUACUGUAUAUCUUUCGUGAAGACCCGAUGGCUAUGUGGGGUCACCACGUGAGUGAUCGAGUCGUGACUGUAGGCCUGAUCUUGGUCUCGGCGGUGGCUGUUUGGUUCACAGGGGCUUUGACCAAUUUGGUAAUGGGCACUGGUGCUGGGGUUUUGAUUUCGGCUAUACAUGGAGUCCUGAGAAAUCCAGAAGGGUUAUUUCUUGAUGAAAGCGAUGCCAUCUCUAACGGGUUGAUUGGUUCAAGACCCAGACCAGAGAAUUCUCAGAGAGCUGAUUUUUCGAAUUAGUAUUGAUUCAUUUGGCCCAUUCAACUCAUUGUUUCUGUGAUAAUUUUGAUCAAAAUUCUAACUUCACGAGAAGAAACAAAGAAUAGUUAAUUUUUAUUUUUUGGUGGUUGUUGUUGUUGUUAUUGUUGAAGCUUGUCCUUGGAAAUAGAGGGAGGGUGGAAUUGUUUAUGUGUGGGGUUUAAUUUGUGGUUUGUAAUGUUCUUUUAUUUGAUUGCUUUCGUUUUGUCAGCAAUGCGAGUGCUAAAGAUUGUUGGUGUCUCUUAUUUUUAUCAAUUGGGUUUGUUGUAUUUGACUGAUUUCUGUUGAUUCAAUGAGAAGAUUGAAU